AUGGCGGAUGCACUACUUGGUCCCGUUGUAGAAGUUCUAGUGGAGAAGGCAAUACAUUUGGCUUCUGAACAAAUUGGCCGGUUUGUUGCAUUCAAGAAAGACUUGGAGAAACUGAGGGAUACGUUGACUCUGAUCCAGGCUCUCCUUCAUGAUGCAGAGGAAAGACAGGUGACUCAACAAUUCGUGAAGCUUUGGCUGGAGAAGCUUGAACGUGUGGCUUUCGAUGCUGGUAAUCUGUUGGAUGACAUCAACUAUGAGAUGAUCCGGCGCAAAGUUGAGAUUCAAAACCAAAUGAAGAGGAAGGUAUGCUUCUUCUUCUCACUCUCCAAUCCCAUUGCAUUUCGUUGCAAAAUGGCCUGCAAGAUUCAGAAAAUCAAUAUGGAUUUGAAAAGAAUCAAUGAAGAAGCAAGGAACUUUGGCCUCCAGCCACAGACUGGAGCUACAGAUGCGCCUCGUGUUCUUCCUCCUCCCAAUGUAGGAGGAUUUAUAAAGAACAGAGAGAGUGACUCUGUUGCUGUUGAUACGGGUUUCGUUGGAAGAGAAAAUGAUGUCUCAGCAAUAGUAAAAAUGUUGACUGCCCCAAAUAAUAAUGACACUAUCUCCGUUCUCCCUAUAGUAGGGAUGGGCGGGAUCGGGAAGACUACAUUGGCUCGAAAUGUUUUUAAUGAUCCAAAGAUUAAAGAACAUUUUGAGAAGAGCAUGUGGGUAUGCGUGUCGGAUGAUUUCAAUGCCAAUAGGCUUUUUAGGUUGAUGCUAGAAUCAUUGGAAGCACCAAUGACCGGAGUUGAGGGUAAGGACGCCAAAGUCAAGCGGCUUAAGGGCUCAUUGGAUGGUAAAAGGUAUCUACUGGUCUUGGACGAUGUUUGGAGUAAGGAUUCCGUACUAUGGAAUGACUUUCUUGAGUCUUUGAGGGGUACUAGCCCAGCCAUGGGGAGCUGGAUUCUUGUGACCACUCGUGAGCGAGAAGUGGCAACCAUCACGAGAAUUUCUUCUCCUCAAGAUUAUUCCUUGGAACAAUUAUCAGAUGAUCAUUGUUGGCUCAUUCUCAAAGAAAAUGCAUUGGGUGCUAGGAAAGUGCCAACUAGACCGCAAGAAGAUAUAGGUUUGAAGAUUGCAGAAAAAUGCCGAGGCUUACCAUUAGCUGCAAGCGUUCUCGGGGGCAUGCUGCGCAACAAGGAAAUAGGUGAAUGGCAGAAAUUAGAGAGUGGGCUUCAAAGAGGUGAAAAUAAUGGCAUUGAUGAAAUUUUGAAGUUGAGCUUUGAUCAUCUGCCAUAUCCAUCUCUUAAAAAAUGUCUUGCGUAUUGUUCAAUUUUUCCCAAGGAUUUUGAAAUGGAAAGGAAUCAACUGAUCCAACUUUGGGCGGCAGAAGGAUUUCUUUAUUCAAAUCCAAGAAACAAUAAUAUGUGUAUGGAGGAAGUUGGCAACAUGUACUUUACCAUUUUGUUGGAUAGUAACUUGUUUCAAGAUGCAGAGGAGGAUGAGCAUGGGAAUGUUGUGAAUUGCAAAAUCCAUGAUCUUGUGCAUGAUAUGGUGCAAUCCAUUUCCAGUUCUAAAACUUUGAGGUUGACAGAGUCUGGAAGUGAUGACCAGGGGACGUUUCCCAUCCAGUAUCUUGCACUAGAGAGAAGUGAAAAAGAAAUGCCAUUUCCUCCCUCUGAAAGGUUCAAGUGUAUUACAACAUUAUUUUUGUUGGAAGACAGAUCACUUAAUGAUAGAGAGAUAUCAUUUUUUAUGUUGCGAGUUUUGAGCUUAAGGUCAUCAAGUGUCGAGGAGCUUCCUAAAUCAAUUGGGAAGCUAACUCAUUUGCGGUACCUUGAUUUAUCCAGACCUUCAAUCAAAAUAAUGCCAGACUCUCUUUGUCGACUUUAUCAUUUGCAGACAUUAAGAGUUGAAGGUUGCAAAUCAUUGACAAAGUUUCCAGAAAAUUUCACGAAUUUGGUGAAUUUGAGGCACUUUGAGGUGCGAAAUUGCACAAACUGCAAAGAGUUACCAACUCUUGGGCACAUGUCCUCCCUCAGAUCUCUUCACUUGGAAAGUCUUGAUGGCAUAACAAGCAUAGGACCUUCUUUUUAUGGAGAAUCAACCAUACAUAGUGGAAGCGGCAGUCAAAGUCCCCUAAAUUUGUUUCCAGCACUUGAACAUUUCAGUCUAAGGGACACGCUCAAUUUGACUGAAUGGACGGAAGCAGAAGUUGAUGAUAGAGAAUUGAUGGUAUUUCCUGUCCUUGAGACGAUAGAGAUUGAAGAUUGCCCCAAACUAGCAACUUUUCCAAGUCAUUUUCCAAGUCUCAAGAAAUUGCACAUCCAGUCGACUAAGAAUGGGUCAGCAGUAAUGAAAUAUAUUCGCAGCAGCGGAGUUAGCACUCUCACUGUUCUUAGCCUUUUGUAUGUGACUGGGUUCACCGAGCUACCAAAUGUGUUAUUUCAAAACAAUCCAAAUCUUGCAUAUCUCCGGUUAAACAAUCUUGAUUUGACCCAUUUCUUGGAUUUUCCGUCUGAUGUUCCUCAAACUUUAGAAGGUCCAAAUUCCCAAACAGUGCUUGAGUUGAGCCAACCACACACUUGUAUUGACAAUAGUGCUACUCAACGUUUGGUUGGUCUUGAGUCCCUUGAGAAAUUACAUGUUCGAUUUUGCAAUUCACUCAAGUCGAUUUCAAUCCCCAAGGGAGACAAGUACCUCACUGCCUUGAGUUUCUCAUUUGUUUGA
Coffea eugenioides is the source of this 2706-nucleotide messenger RNA. RefSeq names its product putative disease resistance protein RGA3. The transcript has a single exon. Gene Ontology annotation, biological process: defense response to other organism. The coding region runs from base 1 to 2706 and encodes 901 amino acids. Gene Ontology annotation, molecular function: ADP binding. The record is from RefSeq and is a predicted model, not a curated record. NCBI's taxonomy places the organism in Eukaryota, Viridiplantae, Streptophyta, Magnoliopsida, Gentianales, Rubiaceae.